AAAAUCUCCUUCAUGUUGUCGCGUGCGGUGUUCCUUCGCGGACGCGUUCCUGCCUCCAAGUGCAGGAAGUUUUGGGUAAAUAAACGAACCCAUUCCAAUCUUUACCCCAAACUUGGCGAAUUCACGAGCAAAUUGCGACAUCCCAAAUUCACCGUUGCCCCCACCGACAUACGGGUUCUACUCAAGCCGACCGACUUUCAUGAGCAGCUGAAGGAAAUGAUUAACAACGCUCACCAUCGCAUCUUCAUAUCUUCCCUUUAUCUAGGCUCAACCGAGUCCGACCUUGUACAACUUCUCACGAGCGCAUUACAACGACGUCCAAACCUACGACUAGACAUGCUAUUUGAUCUAAAUCGUUCUACCCGCCCUGAGCCAAACUCGACAGCGAAACUUAUCGCCCCUUUGGUUACACAGUAUCCCGACCGCGUCAACGUGGCAUUCUUCAGGAGCCCCAGCCUUCGUGGUCUGAUGGCGAAACUUGUUCCUCCGCGAUAUAAUGAAGGGUGGGGUACAUGGCACGCGAAAAUAUAUGGUGCCGACAAUGAAUUAAUGAUUAGUGGUGCAAAUCUGAACAAGUCAUACUUUACGGAUCGACAAGACCGGUACAUCCAUUUUUCCCAUCAGCACCAGCUUGCACAUUACUGCUUCGAUUUUAUCAAAGCCGUCUCGAAUUUCUCAUUCAAGCUCCUCCCUGCCACGAUAAGGAACUCAGAAGAGCAUUCUGUCCACACAAAGGAGUAUAGCUUGCGUUGGCCGCUUCCAAACAUGCACCCACAUGAGAUUCACGGGGUUGCGCAAGCUGCACUCGCGUCUCUGCAAGAUUCAUAUCGUCACAUAACCUCCGAACCGCUUGAUCCUCGAAAGAUCGCAUUGUUUCCGUUGAUGCAGGCAGGGCAAUUCAACAUUCGCGAAGAAGAGGACACGCUCCAAAUGCUUUUCGAGCAUCUGAAUGACUCGCCAACGACUUCUCGUCCACUUGUUGAUCUCACCAGCGGAUACUUCGGACUGUAUGACCCAUACCAGAAGCUAAUACUUGAGAAGCCAAACGUUGACUGUCGCAUCGUCGCAGCUAGUCCUCGGGCUAAUGGCUUCUAUGGCUCUCGAGGUAUCUCCGGUCGCAUUCCAGAGGGCUACACGUUACUUGAACAGCGCUUCAUGCAGGCUGUUUUGCAUGCCAAUCGACAGUUUGGCGUGCAGCUCAACCAAUGGGAACGGGAUGGCUGGACUUAUCAUGCGAAGGGAAUAUGGGUCUCGGAGUCUGAAGAGUCUUUGCCUCUGAUGACAUUGUUUGGCUCUACGAACCUCAACUCGCGCUCGGCCCACAUCGACACCGAGCUGUCGUUUUUGAUGCUUGCGCCGGACGACGAUUCGGAAGCGGUGUUGGCUCUGCGCCGUCAGCUGGCUGCCGAGCGGGACAACAUCCUCGCGCAUUCAAAGCCGUGGUCAGGCCACCAUCGUCAGGUUAGACUGGGUACAAAAGCGUUGGUCUGGCUUGUCGGUGGGAUGCUGUAG
Messenger RNA from Mycena indigotica, 1512 nucleotides. Its product is annotated as CDP-diacylglycerol--glycerol-3-phosphate 3-phosphatidyltransferase. The transcript has 7 exons. Gene Ontology annotation, biological process: cardiolipin biosynthetic process. Gene Ontology annotation, cellular component: mitochondrion. Bases 13 to 1512 code for a protein of 499 amino acids. The record is from RefSeq and is a predicted model, not a curated record. Gene Ontology annotation, molecular function: CDP-diacylglycerol-glycerol-3-phosphate 3-phosphatidyltransferase activity. NCBI's taxonomy places the organism in Eukaryota, Fungi, Basidiomycota, Agaricomycetes, Agaricales, Mycenaceae.